Molecule: messenger RNA, 477 nt
Organism: Solanum dulcamara
Lineage: Eukaryota; Viridiplantae; Streptophyta; Magnoliopsida; Solanales; Solanaceae
Product: glycine-rich protein 5-like
Exons: 3
Coding region: 1-447 (148 amino acids)
Source: RefSeq, a predicted model, not a curated record
AUGAAAAUGUCAACACAAUAUUCGAAGGCAUUUAUUUUUCUAAUUCUUUUGAGAGUAUUUGCACGUGACACGUCAGCUAGAAAACUCCAGGGAGAUGCAGUAGCUACAGUCUUUGAGAUCCCUGUUGAAAAUGGCGUAGGAUUUGGUCAAAUUAUUGGAGGAGCUGGUGGUAGUAGUGGCGGCGGCGGCGGUGGUGGAGGUGGUGGUUUUAGUGGUGUAGGUGCAGGGUUUGGAUUUGGCUACGGUGGUGGCCAGGGAUCGGGUUUAGGUGGUAACGGCGGUGGUUCCGACGGCUGGAACGGUGGUGGCGAUGGCGGAGGCGGGGAGAAUGGUGGUGAUGGAGGACAUGGUGCAGGAUUUGGCUACGGUUGUGGCCAGGGAUGGGGUUUAGGCGGUAACGGAGGCAAUGGAGGUGGUGGCGGAGAGAAUGGUGGCAGUGGAAUCUGAUUGGAGGAGUUGAAAACUUGAAAUAGCAUG